Megalops cyprinoides (Indo-Pacific tarpon) is the source of this 1320-nucleotide messenger RNA. Its product is annotated as alcohol dehydrogenase 1-like. Bases 36 to 1184 code for a protein of 382 amino acids. Gene Ontology annotation, cellular component: cytosol. Gene Ontology annotation, biological process: formaldehyde catabolic process. The record is from RefSeq and is a predicted model, not a curated record. The transcript is spliced from 10 exons. Lineage: Eukaryota; Metazoa; Chordata; Actinopteri; Elopiformes; Megalopidae. Gene Ontology annotation, molecular function: zinc ion binding; S-(hydroxymethyl)glutathione dehydrogenase [NAD(P)+] activity.
UUUGUUACCACCCAUACACUGAAGGCCUGCUGACCAUGGACACUGUGGGAAAGGUGAUCAGGUGCAGAGCGGCGGUGGCCUGGGAGCCCUGCAAGCCCUUGGUCAUUGAAGAAAUCGAAGUGGCCCCACCGGAGGCUCAGGAAGUUCGCAUCAAGAUUGUUGCGACUGCACUGUGUCACACGGACCUGUACUUCCUGUACGAGAGAGGGAGGAGGGAGGGGUUUCCUGCCGUGCUGGGGCACGAGGGGGCGGGGAUUGUGGAGAGCGUGGGACCAGGAGUGACAAGGUUCAAACCAGGAGAUAAGGUCAUCCCUCUCUUUGUGUCUCAGUGUGGAGAGUGCCGAUUUUGUCUCAAUCCCAGCACCAAUCAAUGUGACAAAAGCUGGUCAAGCCAAAGACCAGGUAAGAGGUAUGAUGUAAGCUCUGACACCACGUCCAGACUGAAGUGCAGAGGCAAGACCCUCCUGCAGUACUUAGGCACCAGCACCUUUUCAGAGUACACCGUUGUUAAUGAGGUCGCCGUGGCCAAGAUCCCCGACUCCGCCCCCCUGGACAAGGUCUGCCUGCUGGGCUGCGGCGUCGCCACGGGAUACGGAGCCGCUAUCAACACCGCAAAGGUCCAGCCUGGCUCGACAUGUGCAGUAUUCGGUUUGGGGGGUGUGGGCCUGGCGACGGUGAUGGGGUGCAAGGCAGCAGGGGCGUCCAGGAUCAUUGCUGUGGACGUCAACAAGGACAAGUUCCCCAAGGCCAAAGUGUUCGGGGCCACCGACUUUGUCAACCCCAAGGACCAUGACAAACCCAUCAGUCAGGUGCUGGCAGAGAUGACCAAUGGAGGGGUGGACUUCUCCUUUGAGUGCGUCGGAAGCGUGGAGGUCAUGAGAGGAGCGCUGGAGUCCUGUAUUAAAGGCUGGGGGGUCAGUGUGCUGACUGGGUACAAUGACAGUCAGGACAUGUCCACUCGCUGCCUGCAGCUUCUCGCUGGACGCACUUGGAAGGGAUCUCUGUUUGGCGGCUAUAAGAGUGUGGAGAGCGUGCCCAGGCUGGUGGGGGAGUACAUGGAGGGGAAACUGCAGCUGGACGAGUUUGUGACUCACACUCUCCCCUUGGACCGAAUCAAUGAAGCCUUCGACCUCAUGAUCAAUAGAGAAGGCAUUAGAACAGUGCUGCAUCUGUCCACACAUUGAGGUGCAGCGUGAAGAACCUGUUUUGAUUGUUUUAUGGCUGAGAAAAGCAAGAAAAGCUAAAUCACAUUCAAAUCCUCAAGUUUACAUGAUGAUAAUACUCGUCACAAACUUGUCCUUUCUUUUAAGCAAAUUAAAC